Molecule: messenger RNA, 1588 nt
Organism: Oryzias melastigma (Indian medaka)
Lineage: Eukaryota; Metazoa; Chordata; Actinopteri; Beloniformes; Adrianichthyidae
Gene: klf1
Product: Kruppel-like factor 1 (erythroid)
Exons: 3
Coding region: 230-1321 (363 amino acids)
Biological process (GO): regulation of transcription by RNA polymerase II
Molecular function (GO): RNA polymerase II cis-regulatory region sequence-specific DNA binding; DNA-binding transcription factor activity, RNA polymerase II-specific
Source: RefSeq, a predicted model, not a curated record
CAUGGAAAAAGAGAGAUUUGAAGUCAGACUAACAGCUGACAGCGAUAGACAAGAAAGAGGAGGGAGAGAUAGCGGCGAGCUGAAAGAAGCACCACUCUCUGGCCUGGAGCUUUUGAGCAGACUCGAGUUUGACCAGGAACCAGCGGCUUUCUGUCACACCAGCACACUGGGGAUGUAAAAAGGGAGAGACCAUACUUCUGAUCCACCUGCAGCUCGAUUGAGGUUCUUCAUGGCUGCGACCCAGGCUGGACUCCCGUCCUUCAGCUCCUUCUCCAGCCUCAGUUUCUCUAGAGAGGAGAUGAAGGUGUGGAAGUCGGAUGACUCCCAAACUCUGGACUCGGGCAAAUGCUCAGCUGGCAGCUCUGGUCAGGCUCAGCUCUGCCAGGAAGUGACAGAGGAGCUGCUGGAAGAUGAGAGCCAAGCAGCCUGGGACAUCGAGUUCUUACUGUCUGAAUGGAACACCUCUUCACCCGAGCUCAACGCCCCCCUGAACUCUCUGCAGCUCACACAGGCUGAAGCAGACAUGACCUUUGCGGAGGUGAGCCCGUUUAAGGAGCAAGCCGGGGCGGAGAGCUUGCAUGUGAACAGCGAGGGACUCAGGGCUGAGCUCCCGAGCGCCUCUGGACCUCCGGCUGUCCAUCCAGAGCUGUACCCUCACGGCUACGAGGACCAAACAGGACAGACGGCAUUUCCUGUGAUGCACAAUGUGAAUCUGUUUGACUUUCCUCAAGGAGGAGGCUUGCAAAGACCCAGCAGAGAAAGCUUCAACAAGGUCACAUCAUGGGACUUCAACUCAUACUAUUCUCAGCAGCCCGUCUCCAUGGUAACCAUCCCCGACAACAGAUUCGUCCCGCAACAAGGCGUGAACCCUGACCUUCGACACUACGGCUACGCAGCCCACUUCAAUCCCAACGCCGCCCUUUUCCGCGACUACGCCCACAGCCAGGCCUCACUUCAUUUGCCCCAUCAGCAGCAGCAGCCUUUGCUCAUUCGACCACCACUGCCCCCUGCUGGUAUGGAGGGGAGGCGCGGCAGAAGGUCCACGGGGAAAAAGAGGCCUGCCAUUCACAGCUGUGAUUACCCAGGCUGCACUAAAACCUAUACCAAGAGCUCCCAUCUGAAGGCUCACCUCCGCACACACACAGGAGAGAAGCCGUACCACUGCUCCUGGGAGGGCUGCAGCUGGAAGUUUGCUCGCUCAGAUGAACUGACUCGUCACUUCCGCAAGCACACAGGCCAAAAACCCUACGAGUGUCUGCUGUGUCAGAGGGCCUUCUCCCGCUCUGACCACCUGGCUCUUCACAUGAAGAGACACACCUGAGGCUCCCACGCAGCAGGAUCGAUCAGGACCAUCACCAGCCUUUAAAAGAUAUGUUUGAUAUCUGCACCUUCAGAAACCACCUCCCUCCUGCUCAACGAAUGCCUAAUCCACUAUAGAUAACUGAAAAGAGGUGGCAGGAUCUUCUUCAUUUGGUGUCACACGUGUUCCUACUCUGAGGACCUGCACAGGUGUAACCACCUCCCUGUUUGCAUUCACCCUGCAUGCCUGACCCAAAGAAAGAAAGGAAAAAAAAAAAAAAAAAAAAAA